Phytomonas sp. Hart1 is the source of this 1134-nucleotide messenger RNA. NCBI's taxonomy places the organism in Eukaryota, Euglenozoa, Kinetoplastea, Trypanosomatida, Trypanosomatidae. The record is from the annotation of a GenBank genome assembly.
AUGCAGACGCGCGCGAAGAAAAUACGGCGCGGACGCCCCUCCGCCCCCCCGGCCGAGGAGGAAAUCACUGAGGUGGAGGAGCACGACGUGGGGGAGAAGCCUCUGGAGGCCGCGGCGCCGUCGAUGGCGACCGCGCCGGGCUCGGAGAUCCUGGAGGCGUCGACCUCGCCGGGCUUUCGGGUGGUGCAGAUCCUCGAGAACUACGGGAUCGCGGGCGGGGACAUCAAAAAGUUGAUGGAGCACGGCUUCUACACCGUCGAGUCCGUGGCCUACGCGCCGAAAAAGCACAUCCUCGCGGUGAAGGGCAUCAGCGAGGCGAAGGCCGAGAAGAUCAUGGCGGAGUGCGCGAAGUUGGUGCCGAUGGGCUUCACCUCCGCGGUGGCCUACCACGAGGCCCGGAAGGAGAUCGUGAUGGUCACCACCGGGAGCCGCGAGGUGGACCAACUGCUCGGCGGGGGCGUCGAAACGGGCAGUAUUACGGAGCUCUUCGGGGAGUUCCGCACCGGGAAGUCCCAGCUUUGCCAUACCCUCUGCGUGACCUGCCAGCUCCCGAUCUCCCAGGGGGGGGCGGAGGGGAUGGCGUUGUAUAUCGACACCGAGGGGACCUUCCGCCCGGAGCGGCUCGUCGCGGUGGCGGGGCGCUACCAGCUCGACCCGCAGGACGUCCUGGCGAACGUGGCCUGCGCCCGGGCCUUCAACACCGACCACCAGCGCCAGCUCCUCGUCCAGGCCGCCGCGAUGAUGGCGGAGAAUCGCUUCGCCCUGGUCGUCGUGGACUCCGCGACGGCGCUUUAUCGGACGGAUUACUCCGGCCGGAGCGAACUCGCCGCGCGGCAAAUCCACCUCGGCCAAUUCCUGCGCGCCCUGCACAACCUCGCCGAGGAGUUCGGCGUCGCCGUCGUCGUGACCAACCAAGUCGUCGCCAACGUCGACGGCGCCGCGCCGCUCUUCCAGGCCGACGCGAAGAAGCCCAUCGGGGGGCAUAUCAUGGCCCACGCCUCCACCACCCGCCUGAGCCUGCGAAAAGGCCGGGGGGAGCAGCGGAUUAUCAAGGUCUACGACUCCCCUUGCCUCGCCGAGGCCGAGGCGAUCUUCGGCAUCUACGAGGACGGCGUGGGGGACGCGCGCGAUUGA